AUGUCUCCAGAACGAAAGAAUGUACCAUAUGAUUGGUAUAGUUUAAAACAAAAAGAAUGGGCAGGUAAACAACAUUCAGAUACAGAAAAACUUAUACUAACUCUCUAUAACAAGGACUAUUAUGUUAUUUAUUAUAGAAAUCUACAACAAUAUAUAAAGGAAGGAUAUGUUCUUGAAAAAGUAUAUCGAAUUCUAGGUUUUGGACAAUCACCAUGGUUGGAACCAUACAUUGCAAUAAAUACUCAACGAC
This is a messenger RNA of Dentiscutata erythropus, 250 nucleotides long. NCBI's taxonomy places the organism in Eukaryota, Fungi, Glomeromycota, Glomeromycetes, Diversisporales, Gigasporaceae. The record is from the annotation of a GenBank genome assembly.